AUGCCCACUUCGCCCAUAAAAGUUCGACCGGAGGACGCGGCUUGUUACAUUGAAGCUUACUACCUUAAGAUACACCCCUUGUCACCUUUUCUCGACCGUCAUUCUUUUGAGGAAAAGGCUUUAGGACCAAAUACGUCACAGCGUCUAGCAAAAAGCGCUCCGUUUAAUGCGCUUUAUCAUACCGUACUAGCGUUGGGGUGUCAGUAUGUGGAUGGUGGCUCUUUCGAUCAAGGGAAGGGAAAGGCAUGGAAGUACUUCGAAAUAGCACUAGGCCUUUUACCGCAAAUACUUGUUCCAAUUGAAGGUUUAGUCCAUGCGCAAGCAAUCUUUGCUACGAACUUCUCCUGUAUGCAGAUUGGAGAAACCCUGAUCUCAGAAGCUGCGAGAAUAGUUCAAGUCCUUGGUUACAACGCCGCUCAUGCUCCUGGUAACUUGAACCAUGAAAAGGCUUGUCAUAUGGUGUUUUGGGUUAUAUAUUGGCAGGAGAGAGUAUUUUGUUUCUUUCAGGGGCGGGCUUCGAUGAUACCUGAAUAUGACAUAGGCUGCCCUGUUCCAGAUAUCCCUGGGACUUCAGAUAGUCACCAAAACUGGUUACUGAUCACGACAGGUUUGGGUCGCUUAAUGUCAAGGAUGUACGAAUCUCUCUUUUCUGUGAGUGCGACUCGGAUCCAUAAGGGGCCUAGUCUUGCAGCUAUCGAGUCUAUGUUUUACGAGCUGGAGGCGUGGAGAGGCUCUCUCCCAGAAAACCUCCGCCCUCACAAAUCCUGCUUUUCUUCCAAAGAGGAUACUGCAUAUGCAUCAGCGCAUGAGAUGAGAGCUCAGUUACAGUUUUUAUAUUGUGCUUUGAUACUGUCUCUAUGUCGCCUGCGAAUUCAUCUCUAUGCAGAUCAGCAGUGUCAUUCCGAUCAGCAGAUUAAGCUUCAACUGAUGGAAGCAGCCCGGAGUAUUAUUUAUCUCAGCAGACACAUUGAGCAUGAACCGCAUGUUCCUAUUUGGGAACUUGGUAUUGUACCCAUCUCCGCCCUUUUUGUUAUUUUCGACUUCGUCGUUCAUAAUCCAUUCCAUAAAGAGAUCAAUGUCAAUCUCGCGUUUUUGGAUAUAGCGGGUGGAUAUUUCAGCCGAUGGGAAGUUAGUCACAAUGGUUCGCUUCCUGAAUUUUCCAUUUCGGAAUUUUCCCAUAUUGCUCGGCAGUUUGUGCGGGAAUCAAACGACAAAUCUCAGCAUGCAGUGCCGGCCAGCGGAGGCAGUUCGAAAAUAAACUCGGUGGGAACCGAGGAAGUUGUCCACCAAGAGGAUGGAGAGCCUCUGGACAACUCAGCUUCUAUCAGCCCAUUGGAUGGUUUAUCAGACUACCUUUUCUAUCCUGAAGAUCCUCUUCAGCCCGUCCUUGGAAAUUCGAUGUCGAUGGCGACUGACCUAUCUUCCAUAUUCAAUGCGUCUUACUGGUGUCCAUCUACCACAGGUUUCUAA
Molecule: messenger RNA, 1470 nt
Organism: Penicillium malachiteum
Lineage: Eukaryota; Fungi; Ascomycota; Eurotiomycetes; Eurotiales; Aspergillaceae
Product: fungal specific transcription factor domain-containing protein
Exons: 6
Coding region: 1-1470 (489 amino acids)
Biological process (GO): DNA-templated transcription
Molecular function (GO): zinc ion binding; DNA binding
Source: RefSeq, a predicted model, not a curated record